AUGUCUCGGCGGAGAAAUCAACAACAUCUGGAUGUUGGUGAAGAUACAAGGAUUGCAGUAAAUUUAACGAUAAAAAAAUUAUUAGAAUCAGCAGAUCAAAAUGAGUUAGAAUUUCCUUCUUGUUACAUUGCUGAAGAGAGAGCUUACAUUCAUAAUUUAGCUCACCAAUUGGGGCUGAAAUCAAAAAGCAAAGGACGAGGUGCCAACAGAUAUGUAAUUGUUUACAAGCGAGAUGGCUCUACAAUAGUUCAAGCAGAUGCUGUAAUCAAAUUACAGAAAUUAUCCAGACAAUCAAUUUACAAUUUAAUAAAACAAUUUCCUCUGGAUAGCAAGGAGCGCCGUGACUUGUUACCACCUUCUGAAAAAGAAAAAGUAUUGGAUACAGAAGUUACAACUAAUAUAAAGGCAAUGGGAAGAUUAAAUAAUAGCAUACCUCAAGUUCCACAACUGAAAACAAAUUAUGAACUUUUAAACUUCCGCAACUCAUUAACAAUCAUGACAACACGUGAUGAAAUUUUGAGAAUGCUAGCCAAUAAUCAAGUUGCAAUUGUAUUGGGUGAAACUGGAUGUGGAAAAACUACUCAAGUUCCACAGUUUAUUUUAGAAGAUUGUCAACAAAAGCAUAAGCCAUGUAGAAUUAUUUGCACUGAACCUAGAAGAUUAUCUGCAGUGACAGUAGCUGAAAGAGUAGCAUUUGAAAGAGAUGAAAAAAUUGGGCAAACUUUUGGAUAUCAAAUUAGAUUGGAAAGCAGGGUUGCUCCAAAAACCUUGUUAACUUAUUGUACUAAUGGUGUUCUUUUGAGAACUCUAAUGGGAGAUGAUUCAGCUUUAGCUAUGAUAACACAUAUUAUUGUAGAUGAAGUUCACGAAAGGGAUAGAUUUUGUGACUUCUUGUUAAUUGUAUUGAAAGAUGCACUCACAAAAUAUAAAUCUUUGAAAGUCAUCUUAAUGAGUGCAAUGAUAGAUCCUUCAAUAUUUAUAAGAUAUUUUGAUAAUUGUCCAGUGAUUUACAUACCAGAGAAACUAUAUAACGUUGAUGUUUAUUACUUGGAAGAUAUUUUGAAAAUAACUAAUUAUAUGACUAAAGAAAUGUUAUGUAAGAAAAAAGAAGUCUUAAAUCGCAAAGAUCAAUGUAAAGUUUUGAAAUCGUGGAACCAAUGUAAAUAUCAAUCAUAUGAAAGUCUUAGAAAGAAGGAAAAGAAUCCAAUCCCGAUACCAAUUUUAAAACAACAAAAUGAACCCAUUGCGGAAAAAGUAGAGCUUGAACCUUGGUUAAUAGAGGAAAUGGAUAAAUCUAUCGCUACUGCUUGGUUAUUGGGUGGAGAAGAUAGUUUAACACAAAUUCUUCAUUUAAUACAUUCAGAAAAUAUCUCUGUUGACUAUCAACACUCUAAAACAUUUGUGAGUACAUUGAUGGUUGCAGCAGGGAGAGGCUACUUGAACAUCGUUGAGCAACUUCUUGACUUAGGAGCUAAUUUGAAUCUUAAAGCAUGUAAUGAGUGGACUGCGUAUGAGUGGGCUAAAAACAUGAAGCAGCAUGAAUGUGCUGAAUUUAUUGAAGCUUACGCAAAAACAUGUAAUUAUAUAUGGAAAGAUAAUGAGAUAGUAAAAGUCAAAAGCUCAAAUAUUUCUGAGAGUGAUAGAUUAACACUUGAUAUUUAUGAAAGUACGUUCAAUAAUGACAAUGUUGAUUAUACACUUAUUUUAACAUUAAUUGUUCAUAUACAUCUUAAUAUGCCUGCUGGAUCUAUUUUGGUAUUUUUACCUGGAUAUGAUGAUAUUGUUACUAUGAGAGAAAGAAUCAAUAGUGAAAAUAAAAUGAAUCAAGGCAAUUAUAUCUUAUAUAUUUUGCACUCUAACAUGCAAACAAAUGAUCAAAAGAGAGUCUUCAAACCUAGUCCUCAGGGCACAAGAAAAAUCAUAUUGUCAACAAAUAUAGCUGAAUCAAGUAUAACAAUUGAUGAUGUAGUGUACGUUGUUGAUUCUGGAAAAGUAAAAGAAAAGUCAUUUGUUGGUUUAUCUGAAGUUUCUAUGCUAAGAUCAAACUGGAUAUCUCAAUCUUGUGCUCAACAACGAAAAGGUAGAGCAGGUAGAUGUCAAAAAGGUAUUUGUUACAGACUUUACUCUUCAAUUAGAUACAGUAAUUUGCAGCUUUACCGAACACCAGAAAUAUUAAGAUUACCUUUACAACAGCUUUGCCUUUAUACAAAGCAUUUAGCUCCUGGAAAUACACCAAUAGGGGAAUUUCUCGCAAAAGCAAUAGAACCUCCUUCGACUGUUGUGAUUAGUAAUGCUGUUCAAUUACUGAAGACAAUUGAUGCACUCGACCCUUGGGAAGAUCUAACAGAACUAGGAAGUCAUUUACUAGAUUUGCCUAUUGAACCAAGAUUAGGUAAAAUGUUACUCUAUGCUGUAGUUUUGAAAUGCCUUGAUCCUAUUUUAACAAUAGUAUGCAGUUUGGCAUACAAGGAUCCGUUUGUGACACCUUAUCAACCGUCAAAAAAGCAAUCAGCUAAACUUGCACGCAAAGAGUUUGCAGCAAAUACUUAUUCUGACCACAUGGCUGUAUUGAGAGCAUUUCAGAUUUGGCAAAACGCAAGGGCAAACGGUUGGGAACGAUCGUUUUGUGAGAAAAAUUUUAUUUCAGCAGCUGUUAUGGAAAUGGUGGUUGGUAUGAGAACACAAUUACUUGGACAGCUACGUGCUUCUGGUUUUGUUAAAACAAGAGGUUCGGGCGAUAUUAGAGACUUAAAUUCAAAUUCUGAAAAUUGGGCUGUUGUAAAAGCAGCAUUGACUGCUGGACUUUAUCCAAAUCUUAUAAGGGUAGAUAGAGAAUAUGUUCAAUUAAGAACACAGAAAGAAGUGAACGUUUUUUUCCAUCCAUCAUCUACUUUAAGAGACAUUUCAAAGUCAUCAAGAACAACAACAUCCCAAGUACAUGCGUUAAAUGUGAGUUCCUUACCAACCGACUGGAUGCUUUACGAGGAAGUGAGCCGAUCUGGUAGAUUUUCUCAUGCUCGAACUGUCACUCUUGUUAAUCCUCUUACUGUGGUCUUAUUUAGUGGGCCAGCUCGGUUGCCAAUGGAUGUAAUUUACGAAGCUGAAUCUACACCAGAGAGCGAGUCUGAUUCUGAAGUUGAAGAAAGUCGUGAAGGAACGACAAUAUUAAAAUUAGACCAGUGGAUAUCAUUUAAAGUAGAUACUGAAGCAGCUCAACUUAUUUUACAUUUAAGACAAAAAUGGAACGCAUUAUUUUUGAGACGCAUGACAAAUCCAAGUAAAAUUAUGUCACAACAAGAUGAGCAAGUCCUCAAAACAUUAAUUACAGUUAUUACAAAUGAAGAACAAGCAUGUGGAUUGCAUCAACCACUUGGUAUAGGACAAAGGCCAAGACCCCUUCUUGUCGAUUAUUAUCCAGCUAGUGCUAAGCGUACUGAUGACGUUGAAGAUAAAAAUCUUUAGGCAGUAUCCGUGGCAAAAGGCUAUUGGUUGAUGAAAAUAAAAAAUAAUUCGUCUACAUAUUAAAUUUUAUUUUUUUAUUAUUAAUGAAGAUUAUAAAAUUUAUUUAUUUUGAUAGAAAACUAGAACCACAAGAAUUACAAAAGAAAAAAUCUUGUAAUAAAAAUGUUGGUGUAUUUUUUUUAAUACUCAGAUCUACGUGUAUAAAUAUACGGCAUACGUGUAUAAAUAUAACAAAAAUAAAAUUAAA
Molecule: messenger RNA, 3709 nt
Organism: Phymastichus coffea
Lineage: Eukaryota; Metazoa; Arthropoda; Insecta; Hymenoptera; Eulophidae
Product: 3'-5' RNA helicase YTHDC2-like
Exons: 8
Coding region: 1-3462 (1153 amino acids)
Cellular component (GO): intracellular anatomical structure
Molecular function (GO): ATP binding; RNA binding; protein binding
Source: RefSeq, a predicted model, not a curated record